This is a messenger RNA of Ruditapes philippinarum (Manila clam), 1283 nucleotides long. Its product is annotated as galactocerebrosidase-like. The annotation marks the transcript as partial. The transcript has 12 exons. Gene Ontology annotation, molecular function: galactosylceramidase activity. The record is from RefSeq and is a predicted model, not a curated record. Gene Ontology annotation, biological process: galactosylceramide catabolic process. Lineage: Eukaryota; Metazoa; Mollusca; Bivalvia; Venerida; Veneridae. Gene Ontology annotation, cellular component: lysosome.
UCCCAUCAGUUGUGUCCCUUUGUUUCAAUUACGCCAUUAUAUCGCACUUGUACAAGGAAAUGAUGCUGAUGAAUAAAAUUCACAUUUUCAUACAUUUUAUUGCUGUGUCAUUAGGAUACACUGACGUGUAUCAAAUAGAUGACAGAAGAGGUUUUGGUAGACGCUUUGACGGAAUAGGAGGGAUUAGUGGAGGAGGGGCGACAUCCAAGCUGUUAAUAAAUUAUCCUGAGCCACAGAGGAGUGAAAUUUUGGACUAUUUGUUUAAGCCGAACUUUGGUGCUUCUCUACAUAUCUUGAAAGUGGAGAUUGGAGGAGAUGGGCAAAGUACAGAUGGGACAGAAGCUUCGCACAUGCACAAUGCUGAUGAUGAAAACUAUCAGAGGGGAUAUGAGUGGUGGCUAAUGGUUGAAGCUAAAAAGAGAAACCCUGAUAUUAAGAUCUAUGGGUUACCAUGGAGUUUUCCUGGCUGGUUGAAUCCCAUGGGUGAGAGAAAUCCAUACAGGUUUCCAAAACUGACGGCUGGAUAUGUCAUUAAAUGGAUUAAAGGAGCUGCCAAGUUUUAUAAUGUUACUGUUGAUUAUAUAGGGAUAUGGAAUGAGAAGAAAUAUGAUUCUACGUAUAUCAAGACAUUAAGGAAGGAAUUAGACAAGGCAGGUUUAGUGCAUGUAAAGAUAGUAGCUCCUGAUGCCCCGCAUAUAAAUGACUGGCAGAUUUCAGCGGACAUCCGUAAAGACCCCGAGCUUGCUGCUGCUGUAGAAUAUAUAGGGUCACAUUAUCCAGGGACAAUCACCACAAAGGAUGGUAUAAAGACAGGCAAACCUUUAUGGGCUUCUGAGGAUUACAGUACUUUUAAUGACCUUGUCGGUGGAGGGUGCUGGGCUAGGAUUCUAAAUCAGAACUUUGUGAAUGGAAACAUAACUGCGACUAUAUCUUGGAACUUGAUUGCUGCGUAUUAUGACAGUUUACCAUUCACAAGGGAUGGACUUAUGACUGCAGAGAGUCCAUGGUCAGGCAGUUAUGUUGUAGAAAGUCCUAUAUGGCUUGGAGCUCAUACAACACAGUUUACACAGAUUGGUUGGAAUUAUUUUCGUCAUGGUUACGGUAGUGGCCAUUUUGUUUAUGGAGGAAGUUAUGUGUCCCUUGCAAGUCCUGAUGGGAAACAUCUCACAAUUAUCAUAGAAACUAUGAGUCAUGACCAUUCAAAAUGUAUCCGACCACCACUACCUCAAUAUAAUGUGAAGAAACAGACAGUCAAAUUCCAGAUCAAAGGACAAUUUGUAAGU